This is a messenger RNA of Staurois parvus, 678 nucleotides long. The record is from the annotation of a GenBank genome assembly. Lineage: Eukaryota; Metazoa; Chordata; Amphibia; Anura; Ranidae.
AUGGAUGAAAACCAAUCCCAGGAUUACUAUGCUAAACAUCGUGGAAUGGUGAUUUCUGAUAACUGGACUGGAUAUAAUCUGGAUGUGUUCACGCUACCAAACCACUACGCUGAAGAUCUGGACUGCGUGUUCAUACCUCAUGGAGUCAUUGUAGACAGGAUAGAGCGGCUGGCCAAUGAUAUUAUGAAAGACAUUGGAGACAAUCAUAUCACCGUGCUGUGUGUGCUGAAGGGAGGAUACAAAUUCUGCGCUGAUCUCGUGGAACAGAUCAAAAAUCUAAGCCGUAAUUCUGAGCGCUUUAUCUCUAUGAGAGUAGACUUUAUCAGGCUGAGAAGUUACUGUAAUGACAAGUCCACAGAGGACCUGCAGAUAAUCGGAGGGGAAGACCUGUCAAAGCUGACGGGAAAGAAUGUACUGAUUGUAGAGGAUGUUAUAGGAACUGGAAGGACAAUGAAGGCUCUUCUCAGUCACUUAGAGGCAUAUGAUCCAAAAAUGGUGAAGGUAGCAAGCUUGCUGGUGAAAAGAUCCAGUGAUAACAAAUACAGACCAGACUAUACGGGGUUUGAAAUUCCGAACAAAUUUGUAGUUGGUUAUGCUCUGGACUACAACGAACACUUCCGAGAUCUCCAUCAUAUAUGUCUCAUCAGUGAAAGUGGCAAAGAAAAAUAUAAAGUGUGA